Rhopalosiphum padi (bird cherry-oat aphid) is the source of this 2289-nucleotide messenger RNA. RefSeq lists its product as uncharacterized. NCBI's taxonomy places the organism in Eukaryota, Metazoa, Arthropoda, Insecta, Hemiptera, Aphididae. The coding region runs from base 1 to 2289 and encodes 762 amino acids. The transcript is spliced from 4 exons. The record is from RefSeq and is a predicted model, not a curated record.
AUGAAGUCAGCUGAAUCAAUGAGAACAAUGUUGUAUUCCUUUAUUAAUUUUGAACCAUAUGUCUCCUUAGAAAAAAUUACGAUUCCUUUAUGGUUGGAAAAUAAACUAAAAUAUGAAAAUAUUAAAAAUAGAGUACCUAAACAUGUGAAAUUAAAAACUGAAGAAACAGAGGAGUUUACAAGUGGAGAACCUAGUCGUAAAAAAAUUAAAACUGAAAAUACAGAGUUUGAAAUUCCAAAGUUAAUACUGUCAAAGGAUGGCAAUACAUUUAAAUCAAAACUUAAAUAUUCAAAAUUACAGCUAUUACAAAAUUCUAAUUUAAAAUCACUACCUGAACAAUCGAAUACAAACAAUGAGGCCAAACCUUUAAACGAUGAAAAAUGUAUAAUAAUGAACCACAAAAAGGAAGAGACCACAGAAAUCAAGAAAUCAGUAACACAUGAUAGUUUAUUAUUUGGUAAAAUCAAAAUACGCAAUGUACAAACAAUAAAUGCCAAUUUUUCUGAAAUUGGUAGUAACAUUGAGUAUUUUGGUACAAAAAAAUUAGAUGUUUCCCAAACUAAUGCACCUUUUGUUUUUCCAUCACUAGGAACCAAGAAAUUAACAUUGCUAUGUUUUGAACAAUUACAUAAAAAAUACUUCAAUAAAACUGUACAAGAUACUUUGGUUAUUAAUAACAACAUACUAUUUAUGAACAUGCUGACAAAUAUGCAUUGUAUAUCACGAGUAAAUUGGAUAUUAAGUUGGAAAGACAAACAUGUUAUGGCUCAGAAAAUUCAUAAACUGACAGUCCUGUACAUUAAUUAUUUUGAAAAACUUGAUAAAAUGUUGCAAACAAAUAUUAUUGAUUUAAUAUCAAUUUUUGAAGAUUCUGACUAUGAACACGGAUUUUUAAUGAUUAUUUUAAGCUUAUUCAUUGGUCUUAAAAUGUUAGGUAGUAAUAUAUUUCAAAAAAGUAAUGUUUUACUGACAAAACUUAAAAAAUUACAAUGGGAAGUUAUUAAAGAUAAAAAUGUUGAUCAUAAUAAAAUCCAAACAACUUUGGAAUCAGAUACAUUUUGCUCAUGUUAUUAUAAAAUAUCAGAAUUAAUAGGAGAAGGCUCUCAUACAGAUCCCAAUAUAAUGGAAUGUUGGAAGUUAUUAUUUAUACCGGCUGUACUUAAAUUUACUUAUUUUCAUUCAGUAGCUGAUGCAAUUAUCAAUGCUACAGAUGUUGAUAAAUUAGAAGGUUUAUUAGAAGAGGCAUCAAAUAGAGUACGUCAACAUUCUUCUUCAUCAAAUGAAACUAAAAUCGAAAAUUUAAUUGCAUUGGUGAAUAAUUCUGCUCAUAAAAAUAUCAAUAGCAGUCAUGAAAUAACUCAACCAAGUACCAGUAAAUUGACUACAGUUGAAAAUGCUGGAUCCGUGUCAAUUCUAAAUGUAAAUACUCCACGUGUUGUUCAUAAAAGAUCUUUAAGAAUCAAAGAAUCAACUACAACAAUGCCAAAUUACAAGUCAAAUGCUUGUGGUAUCAAAAAUACUUCAACUACAGUUCCUGAAAAUAUUGAAAAUUCUAAAGACUGGUUCAAAAACCCAUUUCCUAUUCAAAGUCAAAAUACAAUAACUUCAAAAUACCAAGAUUUGAAAACGCAGUACAAGGAUUAUUCUAAUACACAUUUAACUAAUAUACCUUCAUUAUCAAUUGCUGACCGUGUGAAAUUACGUAAAACAAGAAAUACUUUAACCGCUGUGCCUACAACAUCUAAAGACUUGGGCAAAAAACUUAGAUCAAUUAAAAACGAAUAUAUAUACACUCCUAUUGUUCAUACAAGAAUUUCAAGAUCCUCAAAACUGAUUACAAAUUGUAAUAAUCCUCCAAAAAAACGUUUAAAAAAAAUACAUGUACCUAACCCUAUUAAAGUUCAUGAUUCUAAAAAUAUUUCAACUACAGCACCUUUAAAACCUAAUGACUUGUUGAAAAUACCCUUUUCAAUUAAAAAUGAAAAUUCAUCUAUUCCACAUGUAUUCUAUACAGAAGAAAAUGAACUUUAUAAGAAUUCUUCAAUUCUUACAAAUAUAGCUACAACAUCAAUACUAAAACAUGAAAAAGUUUGUCAAGUUAAAAAUUGCUCUACUAAAUUUUCAACAAAUACUUGUUUAAACAAAACAGUAGAUUCCACUAUUAAAACAGUUAACGUACAGCAUGGAUUAAAUGGAAACCAAAUGAUCACAAUGCCAAAAGAGCCAUCCGUUAAAAUUAUAUCCAAGACAACGAGCAGCCACAAUAACGGGUUCAAUAAUGCCAAGUAA